Selaginella moellendorffii is the source of this 1170-nucleotide messenger RNA. RefSeq names its product caffeic acid 3-O-methyltransferase. Gene Ontology annotation, biological process: methylation. The transcript has 3 exons. Lineage: Eukaryota; Viridiplantae; Streptophyta; Lycopodiopsida; Selaginellales; Selaginellaceae. The record is from RefSeq and is a predicted model, not a curated record. Bases 1 to 1074 code for a protein of 357 amino acids. Gene Ontology annotation, molecular function: S-adenosylmethionine-dependent methyltransferase activity; protein dimerization activity; O-methyltransferase activity.
AUGGGUUCUUUGGUCUUACAGGACGAUGAUCGUCUCAGAAUCAUGGAGUUCGGCACAAUGUGUGGCAUUCCAUCCGCUCUAAACGCAGUGAUCAAGCUGGGAAUUCCAGAUAUCCUUUCAAGUUCCCAAGACGCCCCCCUUUCUUCUGCUGAAAUCAUCGCCCAAAUCCCGGCCUGUGGAUCAUCCGGAAGUGGAGCCAACUUGGACAGGAUACUCCGAGUCCUGUCCAGCAUUGGAGUCUUUCAAGAGUCUCUCCACGAUGGAGGAAUCAGGAAGUAUGGAGUCACUCCUCUUUGCAGGUACCUCGUCACAAAUCCCAGCAAUGGUGGAUUGCCACUUUCUUCCUGGGUGAUUGUCAACCAAGACGUGGUUUUCAUGAAAACUUGGGAGUUUUUGUACCAAUCUGUGACCACUGGAGCUGACCCCUUUACUGCUGCGCAUGGAAAGCCGCUGUUUGAUCUUACAGCCGAUAACCCGCGGUUUCGGGGGAUAUUCGACUCUGCCAUGUCCGAUAACUCCAAUGCUUACAUGCGAUUGAUUGUAGAAGCUUACGAUGGUUUCCAGGGGGUAAGAACUCUGGUUGAUGUUGGCGGAGGUAUUGGAAACAGCUUAAGAGUUAUUCUUGGUCGCCACAAAGGAAUCAAAGGGAUUAAUUUCGAUUUGCCUCAUGUUAUAUCUAAAGCUCCAGAUUUCCCGGGAGUGGAGCAUGUGAGUGGUGAUAUGUUUGAUAAAGUUCCACAGGGUGAUGUCAUUUUUAUGAAGUGGAUUUUGCACGAUUGGAAGGAUGAAGCAUGCAUCACUUUACUAAAGAAUUGCUAUGAAUCACUCCCGAGCAGAGGAAAGGUAGUGGUGGUGGACUCUAUAUUGCCAUCCGGGACAAACCACAGCUUUGGCUCUAGAUUUGCACUUAACAUGGACUUGCUCAUGCUAGCUUAUACAGGAGGGAAGGAGAGAACUUUGGAAGAGUUUGAGGCAUUAGCAAAUGCUGCUGGUUUUGCAGAAGUCAAGGUGGUUAUUACACUAGAUUUCUUAUCUGUAUUAGAAAUGCAUCGAUCAUCUGGGCAACCUAUUUAAAUCCCUCAGUCUCAUGUUUCUAUCUGAGUGCUGCAAAACCAUGUAAACAGAAUAUGAAUAAAAGAAUGAAUUAUAUUCUUAAAAAUUUAAGAGGAA